AUGGCCUGUACAUCUGCAACGGAAGGCCUUGAGGUAGCGGAACUUGUCUUUUAUGGUGUUGCUAUAAUCCCUGCUUUCUUUUGCUUUUUUACACAUGGAAAACACGGCGUUGCAGGAUGGCUCUAUGUGAUUCUUAUGUGCGGGCUCCGCCUCGUUGGAAAUGGCAUGGCAUAUCAUGCCCUAUCUACAACUGGCCACCCGAACGAGGCAGCGGAGAUCAUCAGUGGGAUUGGUCUGUCACCUAUUCUGCUCGCUGCUUUAGGUAUACUUCAUGAAGCCAACCACUCUAUACAGACAUCUCUUCCGAGUCCUCUUCAAGGAGUCAGCGUUAUCCUUCCUCAUGCCGCUAUCCUCGCUGGAAUUGCUCUAGCAGCCGCAAGCAAAGUAAAAUCCUCUUUACUUGAGGCCGGUAUGGCUGUGCUCACUAUCGGCUGGCUUAUUAUUGUUGCUUUUGUCAUACUUUCUUUCUUAAGCCCAAGUCAACGAAUGAACGGAGAGAAAAAGCUUCUAAUUGCGGUCAUCAUCGCUGUACCACUCCUUGGAAUCCGAGUGAUCUACUCUGUGGUCAUCGCCUUUGUGGAUGGACGAGCCGAGGGAGGUAGUCUGGCUGUGCAAGUCAUCUUUGGAACUGUCCCGGAGUUCCUCGUGAUGAUUAACUAUCUUUCCGCGGGCAUCAUGACCAAGAAUAUGGCUCGCGAACGUCAAGCUGAAUUGGAUGCCGAAACAGCUGAACAGAGAUUAAAUAUUUCCCAGAAGAGACCUCGGGAGUCUUCGUGCCGGUCUCUCUCUGCCUAG
This is a messenger RNA of Penicillium malachiteum, 795 nucleotides long. RefSeq lists its product as uncharacterized. The record is from RefSeq and is a predicted model, not a curated record. The transcript is spliced from 3 exons. Lineage: Eukaryota; Fungi; Ascomycota; Eurotiomycetes; Eurotiales; Aspergillaceae. The coding region runs from base 1 to 795 and encodes 264 amino acids.